UCUCCAUCUCUCGAGCAUGGGUGUCGUCGACGACCCAAGCGAAUCCGGUCUGCUGCUCCUCCGGUUGGGCCGAGCAGGCCAGACCGCCACGCCGGCAAACCGCCGCCGGUUAAGGCGAGACCCUACGACAACAUCACAACCGUCGGUUUUGAGCUCAUCGGCGGUCUCAGGGCCUUCCCUGAGCCUUGGAUUUUCAAACUGUGAAGUUUUGGUGAAGAACGAGGCGGAGGGAGGUGGGAGUGAUGUGGAGGAAGGCGGCAGCGGCGGUUGCCGGAAAAAGCUCCGGCUAACUAGGGAGCAGUCGGCUGUUUUGGAAGAUAGGUUUAACGAGCACAGCACGCUGCUUAAUCCG
Messenger RNA from Phalaenopsis equestris, 352 nucleotides. RefSeq names its product homeobox-leucine zipper protein HOX19-like. Gene Ontology annotation, biological process: regulation of DNA-templated transcription. Gene Ontology annotation, molecular function: sequence-specific DNA binding; DNA-binding transcription factor activity, RNA polymerase II-specific. The record is from RefSeq and is a predicted model, not a curated record. Lineage: Eukaryota; Viridiplantae; Streptophyta; Magnoliopsida; Asparagales; Orchidaceae.